Molecule: messenger RNA, 697 nt
Organism: Pistacia vera
Lineage: Eukaryota; Viridiplantae; Streptophyta; Magnoliopsida; Sapindales; Anacardiaceae
Exons: 5
Coding region: 1-489 (162 amino acids)
Source: RefSeq, a predicted model, not a curated record
AUGGGUUUUUUUCGUGGGGAAGAAUCUGAAGAUAAGAAUACCAAGGAUGAAGAUCAUGAUGUGGUGUGCAUUCGUUUAGAAGAUAAAUCCAAUGGUUUUCCUUUGGCUUCUUGUCCUCUCUCUGUCUCUAAACCAUCUUGGGUGGUUCGAACUGAGUCGAAUGUUCGGAAACAUGUAAGGAAAAAGCCAGAUCCACCAUGUGUUGUCUGCCAAGGUACCGGACGAGUUGAUUGCUUCCAUUGUUAUGGAAAAGGCAGGACAAACCACGUCCAUCUAGCAAUGCUUCCCAAAGGAGAAUGGCCAAAAUGGUGCAAAACUUGUGGUGGUAGUGGCCUCGGCUACUGCUCCCGUUGCCUUGGAACUGGGGAGUACAGGUCUAGAAUGGGUUUCCAUUUCAUGAAGAAGGAUUCUGAUGACAAGAAGCCCAAAAUUCGAGCCAGCCAAGGAGCACAAACUGCAGCAGAUCGAUUUCUUUUAGGAGAGCAAUAGGACGCCAACCAGGAAAUAUGAAAACUGGAUACACAGCUUGAUACAUGUCAUAGGUUUGCAAGUACUAGGAAAACCUCCAAGCCUUCUCUUUACAAUAUAGAUUGAUAGAUUAAUAUAAUUUAUGUUGUACUUCUUCAAUGGAAGCAGUAUUUCCAGUUUCGAAUCUUAAAUUCUGCACAAUGCUAAUUGAAUUUGAGGCAGGUUUUCA